ACAGUUGGAGGCUGCAGUGCUCCAACUUGGAUUUAAAAAGUUAAUACUUUUAAUGAACUCCAAUGGGAAUAUAUUGUUUUUUAACUUCUUUUUUUGUUUAAAUUGGAGUAUUUCCUUAUUGUUUGACUGCUUCUGGCAAAAAAAAAAAAACUCAAAAAUUUCCAUUGAUGGCAGAGCUUCUGGCAGCUGUUUAAUCAGUGAAAGGAUUUUCUUUCCUUAAAGACGCCACCGAUCUGCAGUGGACAUUUAUACAAAGGUUUUAGCACAAAGCUACAACAUGCAAGCCCUUAUUGGAGUUAAUAAGAUGCACUUGUGAGCUUUGAUGAUAAAAGAGACGCCUCCCCAGCUGAUUCAUGGGUUGAAACGCCAAACGACCUCCAUCUCCAUUUUUCUCUUCACUAAAACCAGAUUCAUCUACAACAAUACUGCCACCAAAAUCCAUGGCUUGUCAUGCACCAUGCUCACCUGGACCUGCCGCUUCAUCGACUGGUCAAUGCAGCAACCUCUAGAGUGAAACCCAAAAACAAAAAGCAAGAGCCCAUCCAUAGACAAAGCAGUGAUCUUCUAUCAAUCUCAAAAGUCAAUCACAGGAUAGGCUACCUGCCGUCCACCACCCUCCUUGUCCACAACGGACCCUGCAUAGCCAGGAAGCCAACAGGGACUAUGCAGUUGGGACUGGUGGCUUUGGCAAUGUUCUUCCUCAGCUCCUUAGGUCACACUGAUGUGGUCAAGCCCUCCAAGGCCAGGAGGCAGAGACGGGUUAGCAGCGAGAUGCUGCCAUCUUGCCCCAAAGGUUGUGAGCGUUGCUCCGACUACAACGGCUGCAUCAAGUGCCAACCCAAGCUCUUCAUCUACUUGGAGCGCAACGACAUCCGUCAAGUGGGCGUGUGCCUGGCCUCCUGCCCCAUGGGAUACUUUGGCAUGAGGAACCCGGAAGGCAACAACAGAUGUACCCAAUGUAAGAUAGACAACUGCGAUGCCUGCUUCAACCGCAAUUUUUGCACAAAAUGUAAGGAGGGCUUAUACUCCCACAGCGGCCGAUGUUAUGUCAGCUGCCCGGCUGGUCAGAGCACCGCCAACGACACCAUGGAGUGUGUGGAAUGCGAAAUGGCCGAGUGGAGCCAGUGGGGGUCAUGCACCAAGAAGAACAAAACAUGCGGUUUUAAAAAAGGGACGCAGUCUCGGGUGCGGCAGCCCCACAAUCCUGUCACCUACUUGGCGGGGCGUCCUUCUCAGAGGUGUGCAGCGCAGACUGAGAGGAGGAAAUGCACGGUGGCCAAGAUGCCGUGUGUGAGAGACAAGAAGAACCAAGGUCACGCGAGGGGGAACACACCAGGAGGAAACAUCAAAAAAGCCAGUCGAGGCGGAGGGAGAAGGAGUAAAAGCCAAAGCACCGUUGUUGCCAACAUCACAAGCAGCUCCGUCACUUAAAGUCCCACGGAAGCGUCACAAAACUAAUCCUGGACAUGUUGAUGAUGACACGUGCUGACAUCUUGACAAGCUUGACUGCGACACAGCAAAGGCCCACUUGUAGAUGCUGACUCAGCAUUCUUGCAUAGCAAACACAGACUGGAAGGCCAGAGCUCCCAUUGGUUUCGAACAAAUUUUGCUCCCUGUUUGUGUCGUCAGAGGUGACGGAUGGAUUCUUUUCUCUUCCACAGACAUGAGUAAUGAAAGUGGGAGCAUAUGGAAAGGCACUGGAAGGCAUUAGUAGUUGUUCUACACAAUAUUUUUCCCUAUUUUGUAAGAAGUACACACACAUCUACAAUGUACUUUAGGCUGAAUGAGAAACUGAAUACCCCAACUAUACGCCAUGGCUGCUCAGUUAUAUGUUUGCAACACAGGGUUUUUGAUGUUUUUGCACAGUCAUGAACAUUUAUAUUUGUUGGUCUUUAUUAAGUAUUUGCAUUAUUCAUUUAUGCUAAGGCUUGUGAACACACAUAAACAAAUAUUAGUAAAGCUGUGUAUACCGUAUCUUAUUUCUUUUUGCGGUGAGACCCCAAAUAAAGAGGACUCAAACACUCAUUCUGGGGCAAGAACCCUAUUGGUUUGGGAUAGUAUCCAAAAUGACCAAGGUGGAUGAUUGUCAAGGGCAUGGACAUCACUCUAGCUAAGCCCCCCCCCCUGGAUGAAGCCUAAAUCGGUGCAGGCUAAGCGCUCUUAUCUUUCAAUCUUAGUGACGUCCACUAGUCAAGGUCAAGGGUUAAUUAAGUCACACAGAAUUUGUGAUCCAGGGAUUUUCAAUUUCAAAACAAGAACUGUUCUGAUUUUGAACAAUGCUGAACAUGAUUGAGGGUAGGUGAUGUCAUACUAAAGGACAAUUUUACGACCCACUCUCAGAUUUUCAGAUGCAGUUAUGUCUCGGGUAAGAACCCUGUCCAUUUUGAAGAAUAUUUGAGCCAAUGUAGUUGAGGCCAUAUUGGUGAGUGCACUUUAUUAUUGAUAAUCUGCAUGUUUACAAUUAUAUACCCAAUAUUUUACCCACGGUGACUGAGGUCACUGAGGUCAAGACUAGGUGUAGCCUAUGCUUUUGUGAGUUUGGAACCAGUUUUCAGGCAUACAGAAACUAAGAAAACUAUUAAUUUUGACGUCAAAUGAGUUUCUUUUCUGCUCUUGAGCAGUCACACAAACAUUCAGUAACAAUGUAAUUUUUCCAUCACUUUUUGGGAACAUCGAAACCAAGAAAUGUAAUCAUUUUGAAGUCAAAUUAGUUGUUUUCUUCAAGAAAGUAAGAAAGUAAGAAAGUAAUUUCUUCAAGGACCCUGCUCAUUUCUGAAGAAUAUCUGAACUAAAGUGACUGAAGACAGUAGACACUGAGUCCCUACGCCAUGUACAUGUUUCUUUUUGCACAAUCUUCAAUUUUACUACAUCAAAACAGGUGUUUCUUCUCAGUCUUUUCCUGACUCUGUCUCUCAAUGGCGCAGGCAAUGGCUAAAAUAUUUCUGGAGAAAUUAAUCUCCAGAAACAUCUCAUCCAACACCUUAAGUCAGGGGUGUUUCAAUUUGCAGCCCACAGCUUGUUUGUUAUUCUCUUGGUUUAUUGUACAAAUGAAAUUCCUUCAUUGUUAAUGACAUAUAAUACAUUUGCUUUGUCACUUAAAUAACUUACCUUAUAUUGACCUAUACUGGGUUGAGAAUCUUUAAUGUACAAAAUGCAUGCAUUCUUUAGCUUUUCCACACCUAUCUUAAGGAGUGUUUUGCCUGCUUUGAAUACACAAAAGCACACUUAAGCUUAACUUGACCAGUGGGGGCUCCGGCUUCAACUUGACCAAACAUGGAGGUGUACUCAAGAGAUUAUAGUCAUCCGCAACAUUAUUGUUAAAUUAUCUGACAAGUCCUCCCAAAGUCUCUUGACUAAAGUCUAUGAUGUGAUUUUCAAAAACGAAUGAACAAUGUUAUAAAUUAGCAUGACAAUACACCCGUCUCUAUUUCAUCCCGACAUGAUCCUUUAAUUUUUUUGGUUUUGAUUCCUCAUACUUCACAUUAGGCUUAGUUGUUCCUACAGGUGUGGGAUAUGGAUAAAGACAGGAGCUUCUGGCCACUUCUUUGCUCUAUGCAGUGCUUACAGAUGGCGAGAAAAUGCCUUUCCAAUGAGUUAUGGCCUCAAAUGUCAAGAAACUAGCACUUGGAUGCUGUUACAAAGUGACUAUUUAAAGUUUUAACAAUGAAACAGAAUUUGCUUUGUGGCCUCCACAAAUGUUUUUUCUCUGUGAUAGUACACUUAAUCAACUUGGACACUGUGGUGGCUGUCGAUCUUUCUAUAUUUGCAACAGAUUUCUUUUGCUCCAAUUCAAAGUGGCCUUCAUCAGUUGCUUGUCUUUGUUUAGUCGACCCCCUCACCUUGCCGCCGUUCCAGUUUUUUGACUCAAAGCAGAGACUCGGCAUGUUGGACAGGCUGACGUAUUAUCCACAAAUGUGCACAUUCACAUGCAUAGAUACGGACCUGUCACGGUGACCCCUGCCUGGAUGUGGAGUGAUUCCCACUACCUUUUGCCCACAGAAAUGCAUCUGGAAUUUUGUGAGGGCCGUGUGUGGGAGAAAAGACACAAAUGUUUUCAAGACAAAUUCCUACAUCUGUGUAUUUGAUCGUCUCUGAGAAACUGAGAAGAAGCAACUGUUAAAAAUGUAUUGUUUAUAAUGCACAUGGUGUACACAAGAGGUUUUGUAGCUGCCGUUGCUAUUGUUGUUGUUGUUGGGACGUACGGGUUCAACUGUUUUUUUACAUUGGAUCAUAUUUCUUUUACAUAUUUGGGAUCACUUCAGGGAAUCUAAAUGCUGAGAAUUCUAACAUCAUAUAAUAUCUACAGUAUAACAUAAUAUCAUUUACAUUUUAAUUGCAUUACAGUAUAUUGCUUCUAUUGGGUGUAAAACGAAAACUGCACGUCUUUGGAAUUUUGCCAAACAUCCACAAUCCUUAUAUGAGACAUGAAAACACGUCUUUCUCUUUGCUAUGCGUUCUAAAGAUACAAAAACAGAUUUAAAAAAAAGGCAGCUCAUUAUGGUAUACAAAGACCACUAUUAAAACACCUCCAAAAACCAACAUGUUAUAUGGUUUUGCAUUCAUGUUGUGAGCAGGUGGUAAUAGGUACACUAAUGUAAUAUUUGCAUUAUUU
Messenger RNA from Doryrhamphus excisus (bluestripe pipefish), 4612 nucleotides. The record is from RefSeq and is a predicted model, not a curated record. NCBI's taxonomy places the organism in Eukaryota, Metazoa, Chordata, Actinopteri, Syngnathiformes, Syngnathidae.